Messenger RNA from Peronospora farinosa, 5073 nucleotides. NCBI's taxonomy places the organism in Eukaryota, Oomycota, Peronosporomycetes, Peronosporales, Peronosporaceae. The record is from the annotation of a GenBank genome assembly.
AUGAAUUGUGUCAAGGGUGAAAUCCAUAAUGUGCUGUCUAUGAUGCGUGUAAACGCUCGUUGGGCUAGUGCUGAUCGUUUUACACAGGAGAUUCCUGCUUCUACACAAUCGCCCAUGAUGCGUGCAUUUAAACAAUUACAUUACGAAUUACAGUCCGUUACAGACCUGAGUGACGUUGAUACUGUCACUUAUCUAUUACCUUUUAUUAUGGUUAUCGAGUCAGAACGUACAAGUGGUUUUAUUACGGGCGCGGCCAUUUCAGCUAUCAACAAGUUUCUAUUAUAUGGACUCAUUACAUGUGAAUCUCUUCGAGCUGAUGUAGCCAUCAAUCGUAUUGCAGUCUGUGUGUAUCAUUGUAGAUUUGAAGAGACUCAUCGAGCAGAUGAUGAAGCCGUUUUGAUGAAAUUAUUGGAGCUUGUAGAAUACGCAGUUCGCUGUGAUGCUGGUCAUUUAAUUUCUGGAGACAAUUUGUGGAAAAUGCUACAGCUUUGCUACAGUAUUCGAAGUCAAACGAGAUCAUCCAUGCAUUUGUGCCGGUCAGCAGACAAUACAUUGUCUCAUUUGGUAUUGACAGUGUUCGAUAGAAUAGAUGAAUUGGGAUCUCGAAGGAGAAGCAGUCCGUCUUUGACGCCGAUCUCGCCACAAGUGUUGCAGGAUGAAUUGGAUACAAUUAAAGGAAAGGAAGAGACAAAUGAAGUACAAUCCGAGUACGAUGACAGUCUUGGAAUUGCAGAAGAGCCGAUUGUAGUACUAGAAGAUCCGACUUCAGAGGUGGCUAAAACAGUGGACAAACCGUACGGGAUCCCAUUGCUGGAACGGAUUCUGCAUUUUAUUUCAAGUUUGACCUCACCGAUGGAGAACGAAGAAAUGACGUGUGUUCAGGGACUGAGGCUGAUCAAUGUUGUGCUAGAGACGGCUGGCACGGGGCUUGGAAAUCACCCAUGCUUGGUUUCAGUAUUGCAAGGAGAUUUGUCCAAGUUUUUGCUUCAAAAUUCGGAAACUGAGGAGCUGGGUAUUUUGUCGCUCACACUGCGCGUUGUGUUUAACCUGUUCAACUCGAUUAAGGACCACCUAAAAGUGCAGCUGGAAGUAUUUUUUACAAGUGUUCAUAUGCGCAUUAUCGAUUCACCGUCUUGCUCGGAUGAACAAAAGGAGUUGGCAUUGGAAUCGUUGCUUGAGUUUUGCCGGGAACCAGCGCUCAUGCUGGACUUGUACAUUAAUUAUGAUUGUGAUGUACAUUGUACGAACUUGUUCGAGGUAUUAUGUAAGUCACUGGCGAAGAAUUGUCAAUCCAUGUGCGGCGCUGACGGCAGUCUUAACGCAUUGACGUUGCUGUGUCUCGAGGGGCUGUUGGCAGUGAUUGAGUCCAUUGCUCGACGUUGUCCGUUGAACACCCCAGCAAAAACGUUAGGGUCCAAGACCUUUGGAAGCAACUCAGGUGUCUUAAGUUUGAAGGGUUCUGAUUUAGCACGGUUUACGACUGGAGCACUUCCUGACACUGAGAACACGUCUGGUGAUUUUCCAAUGGAGGACAUUUCACCGAUGUCUUCAGUGCGGGAUCUUAUGCACCUCAUGAUGUCAGGAAGUGAAAGCGACUCGGAAUCAGAGCAAAGUGAGCAGGAUAACCCAGCAGACCAGCUGGCGUGGCUACACACCGCUCGUGAACGAACUGCCGAAGUGAUGCAGCAGCGCAAACGAACCAAAAAACGGUAUGCGUUGGCAGCGGAGAAAUUUAAUCACGACCAGAAGAAUUGGAUGGCAUAUUCACAGCAAAUUGGACUUCUGCCAGAGAAGCUAACACCUGAAUCUGUCGCGUCAUUCCUGCUGCACACGCCUGGUUUAGACAAGACGCUCAUUGGCGACUACAUCGGCGACGGUCCGGUUGAGAAGUAUCCGUUUAAUGCUGCGGUGCGAGAUGCUUAUGUUGCAAUGUUCGACUUUCGUUCGGCGCCGUCAUUGGAUGAGGCACUGCGAAUGUUUUUGGCGAAGUUUCGACUACCUGGUGAGGCGCAAAAAAUCGAUCGGAUGAUGGAAGCUUUUUCAAAGCAGUUGUAUCUGCAAGCAGGUUCUUCGGGGCCUUUAGCAGACGCCGAUGCCGCCUAUGUUUUGUCAUUUAGUAUCAUCAUGCUGAACACAGAUUUGCACUCGGACCACAUCGCAAAGAAAAUGACGGUGGAAGAGUUUCUUCGCAACAAUCGUGGAAUUAACGCAGGCCAAGAUCUGCCGACGGAGUAUCUGACGAACCUAUACUACAAUAUUCUGGAGAAGGAAAUACAAAUGCAGCAUGAUGUGUCCGAUUUUGUAGAGUCGUCGUCCUCGACGGUUGACAGAUACUCAAUGCAGUGGGAGGGGGUACUGAAGCGCUCGAAGAACGUAGUCGGCGCAAGCUUUACUUCGAAUACGAGUAUUUUGAAGCUUCGUGCUGGUCUCUACGAAAAGGACAUGUUCAACUUGAUCUCUGAAAGCACUAUCAAUAGCAUAUUGUUGGCGUUCGAGAGGACAUGCGACUUGAACAAUAUGGAGCGUGCUUUGGAGGGGCUAAGUAACUGCGCCAAGAUCAUGCUUUACUUCGAUAUGCUGGAUGAGUUUAACAAAACUAUGGGCGCUCUUUCGUCGUACUUCCUCACUUUCGCUCACGGCAUUUUGAGCGGUGAAAAAGUGUAUGUGCCGCCGAGCUCGUUGAAACGCUCUGCAUCUGCAUCUACCUCGCUCCCCUCACCGCCCGACCCUGGAUUAACGGUGGCAAAUGGAGAGCAAAUUAUCCAUUGCCAGGACGAUGGUUCCGAAAUUGAGAUCGUGGCAGCUUCGCAGCAACCAGGUGGCUCUUUCGACGAAGAUGUCGUGCAAGGUGCAAAGACGCGUCGUGCGCUUCUAUCGCUGAGAUUGCUAUUCCAUUUUGUGCAGAAUAAGAGCGAAUACUUUCGCAAGGGCUGGGCACAUGUGGUAGAGUGCAUGCUAAUGUUCAAUGAGCUGGAUGCAGUUCCUACAUCAUUGGUAGAGAUUGAUGAUUUUGUAGACUCGCGUGGUGUGCCUUUGCCUCCAAUUCAAGGCGGAAUGUCGAUACAUGCCCCCUCCCAGUCUAAGUUGUCGUCAGGUCGUGAACAGAGUGGAACAGGUCUUUCUGGAAAGACCCGUGAGCGCUCCAGACGACAAGCAGAGCGCCAAUCCGCGAUCCGAAGUCGUAUGAAAAGCAUGACACAGGCUAGUCAGGGUACUGCCUAUGGGAGUCACGGACAAAGUGUCAAUAGUAGUUCCCUCUGGGGCUCUUUGUCAUACUAUCUCUGGGCUGAAGAGGAGAAGAUUGACGAAAGUUUCUCGUUGGUAAAUAAAAUGCUUCAUAAAGAGGUAAUGACGCUUGGCGGUGGAAUCCUUGAGAAGGAAAAUUGGCUUCGUUUGACCCGCAAACUGCAGGAAAAGUCACUUACAAGCCUGCUCGAGACAUUGAUCUUGUGUCGCGAUCCGUUCAAGUGCAUUGUGCAGGCGUCUGAUUCGGGUGUAGAUGCAAUGAUGCAGGAAAACGCGAUUUUGGUGCUAGAGCUAAGUGUGGACACCAUCUUGGUCAACUCGCACCGCAUCUUGCAGCUUAACUUGUGGGACUUUUUCCACCUGUACGCGAAGCGCAUUCUUUCGACACCAUUGAACGAGCUUCACAUGCAGGGACUUGUUGAACGUGUAGUUGUGCAUAUCCUGCGAGUCAGUAUUCGACUUUUUCACGACGAGCAAGUGCGUCCGAAAUUGAUGGCAACACUUGAGCUGCUUUUGACGAUGGAUCAGGAUAUUAACAAGGCGUUGAGCGACCGAAUAGCAUCGGGCAUCACAAUGUUGCUCAAGGCAAACAGCGUCUACAUGCACGACUUUCACGACUGGAAGGUGCUCUUGGGCAUCUUGAGCAAUGUGGUCGGAUAUAUCAACAGUCGAUCAGCCUGCUGGGAGAGCGUGAUUGUGCUUGCUGAAGGCGGACACUUAAAUGAUGACAACUUUACGCCGUGGAUGUCUCUAUGCUGUGAAUUUGUUCGUCACCGGACAUCUUACGCAGUUGAUGCAUUAAAGCUUCUUCAAGGACUGGCAAACAGUGACAACACAUAUAACAUGAAUGGGACCUCGUGGCUUCAAGUCAUGCGGGUGAUGCUAAACUACCUGAAUGACGAUCGAAAUCCGGUAGCGAAGACCGCUUGGGAAUGCUUGCGCAACUCGUUACUGCUGCCGGGAGUGCCGAUUGCGAAAGACACCUGGAAACAAUGUUUUGAUGAUAUCAUCUUUGCGUUUGAUGAUCAGGUCAAUGACAUCACUGUGAAGAUGACACGUGAUGCUCCUCUGUAUAGUGUCACGUUGUUGUCCAAGACAUUUCUCCACAACUUGACUAUUUUGAUGGAAUUACCAAACUUUCCAGAGCUAUGGCUGAAUGUGCUGCGUCGUCUGGCAAACAAACUGGUAGCGCCAAAUUCGCCUUCCAUGCGAUUGCAGCAGCUGAGUGUUGUAUUUGAGACGACAUUGCAGUCGUUGUAUAAUCUGCUGCUUGUGCUGAAGGCCGAAGAUAUUCUCGAGCGAGUGAGCACCGAAAGUAGCAGUAAAACGCUGUUUGACGAAACAUGCGCAGUGAUUGAUGCCGUGUGUCCACACCUAAAGGAGCAGUUAGGUCUGAUACCCGACGACAUCACCGUUGAUACGGGCUCGACAUUUAUCGACGAAAGUGAGCAAAUUGACGGCGCCGAGGCUACGGCAGACGACACGAAUCCUGCAGAAAGUGUGGAAGUAACUGCCAAUGCUAUGAAAGUGAUUGACGUUGCUGUUUCUACUGAAGUGGCCAAGACUGAAGGCGCUAAUGACGAGGCCAAUGAGACGAUACCGAAUGAAGAGUUGAAGUUCCCACGGGUUGAAGUUGAAGUUGUUGAAGCGGGAGACAAACAAGUCGAUUUACCCUACCCCGACAAGUCCAACUUAGAGGGGGUGUUUGACUCUUCUAUGUCUACAUCCAGUGGACAUGCGACACUUGAAACUGUCGUUAUGGGCGAUGGCACGUUUGGGAUUAGGGUGGACGAAGUCAUUGUGGACGAAAUCAUUGAAGCUGUUUAA